AUGAUAAUUAACCUCAUAAAACAUCUGUUUCAUGCCACGCUUGUCUUGCUUUUGAUACCCGGGAUAGAUUCUUUUGUACUUAGUGGAAAAUCAUUCCACAUAUCACCAAUUAAUCGCAUAAAUAAAACUAAAUUUACAUUAUUGUCUACUUCAGAUACCCUAAACACGAUUACCGACCUAGUAGCACUCAGGUUCAACAAGAAAAAAGAAGAUAUCGACCCAAACUCAGAUUUCUACAAGGAAUUCGGAGCAGAUACGCUGGAUAGAGUGGAAUUGUUGAUUCUGCUGGAGGACGAAUUCGACCUGAACAUACCAGAUAACCACUUUAGAACACUCAGGUCAAUUAAGGACAUUUCUAGGUACAUAGACGGAAAACUACAAUCUAAAGGCCGUCUUAAUCUCACGCUUCCAGAAUAA
Theileria annulata is the source of this 417-nucleotide messenger RNA. RefSeq names its product acyl carrier protein, apicoplast, putative. Gene Ontology annotation, cellular component: cytosol. NCBI's taxonomy places the organism in Eukaryota, Apicomplexa, Aconoidasida, Piroplasmida, Theileriidae. Gene Ontology annotation, biological process: lipid A biosynthetic process; fatty acid biosynthetic process. The transcript has 3 exons. The coding region runs from base 1 to 417 and encodes 138 amino acids. The record is from RefSeq and is a predicted model, not a curated record. Gene Ontology annotation, molecular function: acyl binding; acyl carrier activity.